Messenger RNA from Pestalotiopsis fici W106-1, 540 nucleotides. RefSeq lists its product as uncharacterized. The record is from RefSeq and is a predicted model, not a curated record. Bases 1 to 540 code for a protein of 179 amino acids. The transcript has 2 exons. NCBI's taxonomy places the organism in Eukaryota, Fungi, Ascomycota, Sordariomycetes, Amphisphaeriales, Sporocadaceae.
AUGUCGUUCAAGAAGUUUGCUAUGGUAGCCCUGGCCGGCGCCGCCUUGGCCAUGGACAGCAUGGGAGGCAUGCCAGACUCGGGCAGCGGAAUGGAAAGUUCAGCGGCCGUCGCCCCGACCGUGGCCGAGACUACCGAGGCGGCACCCAUGACCACCGAGGUCGCACAGGGUACGGUCGACACCACCCCGUUCACCAACUCUUCCGUCAUCAUCACUAACGAUGCCUCUGCACGGACAGGCGGGGAUGCUAGCAGUUCGGCCGCAGUGGCCACGACCGCCGAGGGCACGGCGGCAUCGCCCAUCGACCCAAUGUCCACCGCGGACGCAGCUAGCAUGGAUGCCACGGCGUCGGCAGAUGACAUGACUACCAUGUCGACUAGUGUCAUGUCCAUGGACAGCAUGCCCAUGGGAACCGGCGGGGCGUACCCGAAUGCUUCGUCCACUGGCAGUAUUCCAAUCUCCGGCAGCGACGCCGGCAGUGGUGUUUCCAUUGUGCUCAUCAUUGCCUCGACUAUGCUUGGAGGCCUAUUCGUACUGUAA